UCGCGCUACAUCAAUCUCUACCAAUCGACACCUAUAGUUUGGAGAGACACAUAUACAAAAACAAAAACACACACUCUCUCUCUCCUCUUUCACCAAAAUUAAUGAUUGUCGAUUAGAGAGAGUAUGUAGAUACAAGAAUACCGAUACAUAUACCUAGAGAGAGACACACUGUAUAGGUUUUAUUGUACAUAACUGCGCCACUCUGAUAAUUUCCAUUUUCUUUCUUUCUUUCUUUCUUUCUUUCUUGGGUUUGUUAGAUUUCUUUUAUCAUCACCGCCCUCCUCUGAUUCUUAUUCUUGUUGAAUCUCUCUCUCUCUCUCUCUCACACACACAAUAGUUUCCAUAUAAUCCUAUUAGAUUUGUGUAAUACACCGUAAAUAUGUUUCUGUAGUAGCUGGGUAUUUGUUCUUUCUAUUGAUUACUGUUAAAUAUCGGAAUGUGGGGUUCGAUUGGGGUGAAUUUUGCUUGAUCGAUUGGAACAAUUUGGGGAAUUUUGGUUGACCCUUUUCGGCCCUUCACAGGGAACCCUGUGAAAUCUUUGGGUGCUUUUGUUUUAGUCUGCAUUCGAGAAUUGAGGGUUUUCUUGUUCAAUACGUUCUGCGCCUAGGGCACGGCUUUUUUUUUUCUUCUUCUUGGGGUAUUGGGUUAAUAUUUAGAGUAGACGGUUAUGGCCUUGAAUCGAGAAGAACGAUUUUUAGCUGGGACCGAGUUUGAUAAUAGGUAUUUCGACAAGGAAUGCCCUAAUCAGAAUCAUUAUCGAUUUGGUGAUUUUUGGGGUUUGAAUCGUGAAAUCGACAAAUUUCAUGAUUACAAAUCUGGAAAAAGUGAGAUGGUUUCUGAUGAUAGUACUGAUUUUUGGGAUUUGAAUUGUGAAGAGGGCAACUUUCAAGACCACAUACAUGAAAACACAAAGAUGGGUUCUGAUGAUAUUGUUGAUCUGUUGCCACAGGAUCCUUUUGAUAUGGAUAUUAGUACCAAAAUCACUGGUUGGUUAGAGGGUAUUAACAAGGAUUUUGGGUUAAAAGAUCUUGGUUUCUGUACAGAUGAGAUUGAGGUUGAUGUUCAAUUGUAUCCGAAAUUUAAUAUUGUUCUAAAAGGGGCUAUGCGAAUUCACCAGGAUGUAGGGGUCCCUAAAAUAGGUGAAAACUCCUAUAUGUCUGAGAUUGAUGUAGGAGAGGGAUUGCAUGAUUCCUUUGGUUGUAUGGAUGUUGAGAUGGAGGAGGUUAUAAAUUCCAGGUAUUGGGCUUUUGGAGAUGCAGCUCAUGAAGAUCAGUCGGGCAUGAAUGAUCAUUGUGAUGGGGAUGAAGGCGCUCGUUCAGAUGCGUUGUAUUUGGCCCUUAAUUAUCUUGGCUUGAGGGACCUUCUUUCUAUUGAAGGGGUUUGCAAAGAUUUAAGAGAUGUGGUGCGCAGUGAUCCACUUCUGUGGAGAAAUAUUCACGUUGAUCAUCCAUUGAGUAAUAAGAUCACUGAUGAUAUUCUUAUAAAGUUGACGGACAGGGCUCAAGGCCAUCUUCAUUCUCUGAGUCUUGUGCACUGCCCAAGGAUCACUGAUAGUAGUUUGAAUUGUGUGCUUGAAAGGAAUUCUAGCCUGAAAAAGCUUAGUGUCCCAGGAUGUGGGAGACUCACAGCUGAUGGUAUUCUCUGGAACUUAAAGCUCUUAAAGUUUGCAGGAAAACCCAAACUUAAGUACCUUGGGGUUAAUGGAUUAUUUGGUAUGACACACCAACACUUUGAAGAGUUCAAGGUCUUGUUAGGUGUCGAUAGCAGCAAGCUUCUAUCUACUCGUAAACCACGGUUUCUCCAAGGUGGCCAGUUAUCUGUGUCUUCUGAUGAUGAUUACACUAUUGAUAUUGAAAUAUGCCCGAAAUGCGAGCAGCUUAGAGUAGUCUAUGAUUGCCCCUCAGAGAGUUGCCAAAAGAAGAAAUCUACUGCUCAGUUGUGCAGAGCUUGUACUAUCUGCAUUAAACGUUGUAUCAACUGUGGGCGGUGCUUAAAUAAUUGUGAGUAUGAGGAAUUAUUCAAUUUCGACUUGGUUUGUUUAGAUUGCUGUAGGGAUUGCUAUAGGGAAUUUUUGGAUCACCAAGAGAGGCAAGAGAGAAUUACUGUUCCACUGGAAAAUCCUGUUCCUCAUAAGCAGACAAGCUGCCAUUUCUUCUUUUGUGGCUAGAACAUGCAGUAGGCAAUGCUUCUUUUGCCUAUAAGCAUCAAAUCAAAAGGAGUCCUUGAGUAUUUUAUAAUUACUGGCUAUCUCCUACCAGGCAGGGUUUUGUAAGUAAUGAUAGUGAAGUGAAGGAAGUGCGGGCAGGGUGGGGCUCGCAGAGGGUUCGACUCCUUACACAACUCACACAAUAGUGACACACUGGGUGUUGAGAUUGAGAGAGCGGUGAAAUUGUAUGUGUUUGAAUACAACUAUUCCCACUAGGCGAUUGAGAGGAGGAAGUUCAGUGAAUGGUGAAUAACUACAUUUAUGGCUGAAAUAUAGCCGGGUUGUGCUGUAUGAUGUCCCCAAUUGUGUUUGUAUUUGGACUAGGCCAUCAAUCGCCAGCUAGAUCCACAGAUCCAGAAAGUAAACACCACUUCUUGGUGAAGCGAAGGAAGAAAUUUGGCAUCAAUGUUGAGGUGGAGGGAAACACACCUUCCGUUGGUGCGUUAGCAAUUAAGAACAAGGGAAAAAAAUGUUGAGGUGGUAUGCAUUUGCUUCCUGUUCCUGUGUAUUCUAUAUCGUUAUUGUAGAACUGAAUUAUCUGCUGUUGCUAGUGAAGUUUUCAUCAUCAGAGCCACCCGUAAUGCACUCAUCUUCAAAUCCUUCAAGAGAAGGGUGAGGAGAGUACUGUGGCUUUUUCCAGAAGAUCAUAUUUGAUCUUUGAGUGAUCUCUCAUGCUUGAAAUCAGAUCCACUAGUGUCAAUACCAAAACUUGGCACAGUUCUUGCAUGCGUAUCUUCCCACAUAACCUGCAACUACACGCCGUCACUCCAUGCUUCCUCUUGCAGUGGUUUUGAAGUGUUCUGAAGUCCUUCAAUGGCUUUGCUCGUCAGUGGUUGAUAUUGUUCUUAGAGCCUGGAGCACAGCAGUGUGAGUGAUCAUAUGUUAUCUGUAAGCAUAGUUUAUAUAGUUCUGGGUUAUCCCAAACCAUAUUACAGAAAAUUUGUUUGCUUAUAACAAAAAAAGGAGUGCUGUAGCUGAUGUGCAUGUAUUUUUCAAAGGCCUAGUAACAUAUGCUUCUGUAAUCAGUUACGGCUUAUGAAGCAGUUGGUAGUCCAACAUUUUGACUUCCCGGUUACUGAAUACUAAUACUAUAUUGCUAUUGCAAGUCCA
Messenger RNA from Solanum dulcamara, 3316 nucleotides. Its product is annotated as F-box protein SKIP14. Gene Ontology annotation, cellular component: cytoplasm. NCBI's taxonomy places the organism in Eukaryota, Viridiplantae, Streptophyta, Magnoliopsida, Solanales, Solanaceae. Bases 668 to 2167 code for a protein of 499 amino acids. Gene Ontology annotation, molecular function: protein binding. The record is from RefSeq and is a predicted model, not a curated record. The transcript is spliced from 2 exons.